AUGACAACAGCAACAACCUCCCCAGCCAGCCCAACCCCGGGCCCCUCGGCGCUCAUGGGCCAGCCCCUCGCGGCCGCAAGGCAGUCAAAGGACUUUGACGUCGUUGUCGCCUACCAGAAGGCUCUGUCCGACGAGAAGUAUCCCCACCCUAUCGCGGCAAUCCUUGCCCUCGUCGAGCUCAUGGAGGCGUCAACCGCGUCGACCAUCUCGGGUCUUGCUAUGGAGCUCACUCACGCGCGCCGCACCCUCAUCGACACCCAGCCAUCCCUUGGUGUCCGUGCCGGCUGUCAGCUGUGGGAGCGUUUCGUGGCCGCGUACGGCGGUGGAGAGAGGAGCCUGAUUGCGCAGGGCCGCUCGUUCUGCUCGGUCACUGCCCCCCAGUUCCGCGAGAAGAUUGCCAAGACGGCCGUCGACUUCAUCCGUGAUGACUGCGUCAUCCUCACCCACAGCUACUCGCGUACCGUUAUUCAGACCAUCCUGCGCGCGCACAAGCAGCACAAGCGCAUCAGUGUCUAUGUGACCGAGGCUCGCCCGGGCUGCCUUGGCAUGCGUACACACCAGAUCCUCACUGCCGCGGGCAUCCCCUGUACUGUCGUUCUGGACAGCGCUGUGGGCUACGUGAUGGAGCGUGUCGACAUGGUUCUCCUGGGUUGUGAGGCCGUUGUGGAGAGUGGUGCCCUGGUCUCGUCUGUCGGCACCUACCAGGUCGCUCUGGUGGCCAAGGCCAACCAGAAGCCCGUGUAUGCCCUUGCCGAGUCGUACAAGUUCCUGCGACACUACCCUCUCUCGCAAACCGAUCUUCCCAUGCCUCGCCAGAUGCGCGACCACUUGCCUCUGUCAUUUGCCGCCGAGCUCCCAGGUGCGAACCUCGCCGCCAACUUCCCCAUGACCACGCCUUCCCACUCGCGCCGCGCCAGCAUUGACCCCGAGCCUGGAUUCGCGUCCGGCACUACCACCCCGUCCCGCGCUGCCAUCAUCGCCAAGGACCUCAAGAUGUCCAAGGAGAUGGAGGACCUCCAGCCGCCCUUCGACGUCACCUACCCCGAGCUUGUCGAGUUUAUCAUCACCGACCUUGGUUCCCCCCUCUCCCCCACAUCCGUCAGUCAGUACCUGGUCGCCCAGUUCUCCGAGUAG
This is a messenger RNA of Apiotrichum porosum, 1134 nucleotides long. It is a transcript of the gene GCN3, whose product is annotated as translation initiation factor eIF-2B subunit alpha. Gene Ontology annotation, cellular component: eukaryotic translation initiation factor 2B complex. NCBI's taxonomy places the organism in Eukaryota, Fungi, Basidiomycota, Tremellomycetes, Trichosporonales, Trichosporonaceae. The record is from RefSeq and is a predicted model, not a curated record. The transcript is spliced from 6 exons. Gene Ontology annotation, biological process: translational initiation. Bases 1 to 1134 code for a protein of 377 amino acids. Gene Ontology annotation, molecular function: translation initiation factor activity; guanyl-nucleotide exchange factor activity.